This is a messenger RNA of Podarcis raffonei (Aeolian wall lizard), 405 nucleotides long. Its product is annotated as 60S ribosomal protein L27-like. Gene Ontology annotation, cellular component: cytosolic large ribosomal subunit; ribosome. Gene Ontology annotation, biological process: translation. Gene Ontology annotation, molecular function: structural constituent of ribosome. Lineage: Eukaryota; Metazoa; Chordata; Lepidosauria; Squamata; Lacertidae. The record is from RefSeq and is a predicted model, not a curated record. The transcript has 5 exons. Bases 1 to 405 code for a protein of 134 amino acids.
AUGGGUGAGUUUAUGAAACCAAAGAAAGUAGUCCUUGCCCUUGCUGGGCGUUACUCUGGACGCAAAGCUGUUAUUGUUAAUAAUAUGGAUGGUGGCACCUCUGACUGCCCUUACAGGCAUGCUCUGCUGGCUGGCAUUGAUCGCUACCCACACAAAGUGAUGGCCAGCAUGGGGAAGAAGAAGAAGAAGAAGAAGAAGAAGAAGAAGAAGAAGAAGAAGAAGAAGAAGAAGAAGAACAUUCUACCAUAUGUGGUGGAUAUACCAAUAGAUGUUUUAUUGCUUAACGAGGAUGUCUUUAGGGACCCUGCGCUGAAUUGUAAAGCCUGGCAAGAGGCCAAAAUGAAAUUUGAGGAGAGAUACAGGACAGGCAAGAACAAAUGGUUUUUCCAGAAGCUCAAAUUCUGA